Molecule: messenger RNA, 2882 nt
Organism: Cinara cedri
Lineage: Eukaryota; Metazoa; Arthropoda; Insecta; Hemiptera; Aphididae
Source: the annotation of a GenBank genome assembly
AUGCCUGAAUGCAGUGAAAGUAUUGUAGAAGAAUCAAAUAUAUUUAAAGAACAAGGUAAUGAAGCAUUCAAAUCUGGAGAUUGGCUAAAAGCUUUACAAUGCUAUACUUCUGCGUUGAACUUACUUAAAGAAAAUAAUCGUGAAAAAUCAAUAUUAUACAAAAAUCGAGCUGCUGUGUAUAAUAAACUAUGUGAAUUUGAAAAUGCAAUUCGUGAUUGUAGUGCAUCAUUGGAUAUUGUAGCUAAUGAUCCAAAAGCAUUGUUUCGACGCUGUUGUGCUUACGAACAACUUGGAAAACACGAAGAAGCGUAUGUGGACGGUAAACAAUGUCUGUUAUCUGAUCCAAUGAAUAAAGAGAUACAACCCAUUUUGUCAAGAUUGCAUCCAAUUGUACAAGCAAAGUUAAGAGACAAUGCUCAACUAUCAAACAAAAUUGACAGUAUGUUUAAAUAUGCUUUUACUAUUGAAGAAAAUAUAGAAAAACGAAUUACAGCAAUUAAAAAUCUACUGGUUUUAUCUAAAGAGUCUAGUAGUGGAUGUAAUGGUUUAUUAAAGUCUGGUAUAAUUAGUAAAAUUAAAAGUCUUUUGAAGAAUGAUAAUCAUAAUGAAGUGCGUAUAAAUGCUUUGAGAAUAAUUGGUCAACUUUGCAAAAAUGAUGAAACUCGUACUAAACAAGUCUUAGUUGAUUUAGGUGUUCCUUGGUUUAUAGACUCAUUAAAUACAGAAAUUCAAAACGAAAUUAAUGGUGUUACAUUUAUUAUACAAGAAGCACUGAACAGUUUAACAGGCAUGUCUAACACAUUGGAUAGUUCGCCGAAUGAAGAAAAAUGUAAAAAAAACUCUAAAGAAAUUGAUGCUAUUUUGACAUGUUUAGUUUGUUCUGUAGAUCGGCAUUCAAUUAAUAAGUUUGCAAGAGAUUCUAUUAUUGAAAUUUUGACAAGAAAUGUUCAUUAUAACAAUAUCAACUGGGCUGAACGUUUAAUCGAUAUGAAGGGAUUACAAAGAUUAUUAGAAGUAGCUGCUGAACUUAUUGAAACCAGAUACGAAUCAAAAAUGGAUAUAACUGAGUAUUCGCAUACAAACGUCUCUGUUUGCUUGUCAACAAUUUAUGAUAACAUGACUUGUGACAAAUCUCGAGAAAAAUAUAUGUCUGCUGUUGAUGAGUUUCUUAAAAGAAUGCUUCUAGACCCAGAUAUAGAAUCAAAAGUUCGAGCUGUGUCUACUAUAUCAGUACUACUUUUGGGGCCAAUAGAUGUAGGAAAUUCAAUUAUAUCAAGAGACGGUAAAUUUAAAAUUGACUUACUAAUAUAUUUUUAUUAUAUCCCUAUUUGAUACUUAUCUAUAAAUACUUAAUAUAUGUUUGUAUUAUAGGUAUUAUAGAAAUGAUUCUUGCUAUGGCUACAACUGAUGAUAAAGUGCAGCAAAGAAUUGCAUGCGAGUGUAUUAUUGCAGCUACAUCGAAGAAAAGUAAGAUUACACCAAUUGUAAAACAAGGUACCCAAAUUUUAAAGAAUCUUUACAAAAGUGGCGAUGAUGAUAUUCGCAUCCGUGCUUUAGUUGGGUUGUGCAAGCUCGGCAGUAGUGGUGGAACUGAUGCUUCUAUACGCCCCUUUUCAGAAGGUUCUACACUUAAAUUAGCUGAAGCUUGUCGUAGAUUUUUAAUACAUCCUAAUACCAAUCCAGAUACAAAACGAUGGGCUGUAGAAGGAUUAUCUUACUUGACAUUAGAUGCUGAAGUUAAAGAAAAGCUUAUUGAAGACGGAGCAGCAUUACAAGCUAUUAUGGGAUUAGCUAAGUCAGAGAAAACAUCUGCGAUGUAUGCUCUGGUAUCAAUAUUUGUAAACUUAUGUAAUGCAUAUGAAAAGCAAGAAGUAAUACCUGAAAUGAUUGAACUUGCUAAAUUUUCCAAGUGUCAUGUACCUGAAGACCAUGAGCUGGAUGAUACAGAUUUUGUUAAUAAGAGAAUUGUAUUAUUAUGUAAAUAUGGGAUUGUUACAGUACUUGUACAAUUAUCAAAAACCGAAAGUAUAAACAUUAAAGAACUUAUUUCACGUUUAUUUAAUGCUAUUUGUGCUUUACCUGAGAACAGGGGCGAAGUAGCUAAAUUGGGUGGCAUAAAAGCUCUCUUAGAACUGGCUCAUUCAGGGUCACCGAAAGGGAAAAGAUUAGCGGCCCAAGCUCUUGCAAGAAUAGGAAUUUCAAUUAAUCCAGAAGUCUCAUUCAAAGAACAACGUUGUCUAGAAUCUAUACGGCCAUUUCUUGGCCUUUUACAUCCAGACUGUUCUGCUUUAGAGAACUUUGAGUCAAUGAUGGCUCUUUGUAACAUGGCUGGUGUAAAUGAAAGAGUCCGGAAAAAGAUAUUAGACACUGGUGGAUUACAGCUUAUUGAGAAUUAUCUAUUUGAAGAACAUAUAAUGCUUAGGAGAGCAUCUGCCCAGUGUUUUACUAACCUUAUGAUGUCUCACGAAGUCAUACAAAUUUUUGAGGGUGAGAAUGAUAAAUUAAAAUUAUUAUUUUUACUGUGUGAAGAAGAAGAUGAAGAUACAGCAUUGGCCGCUACUGGAGCAGUCGCAAUAGCUGUAUCAAAUAGUGACAAAUGUUGUAAAAAGCUAAUGACAUUUAACAAUUGGGAAGAAUCUUUGAAGGCAUUAUUAGCACAUCCUGAUAAUGCAAUGCAGCACAGAGCUUUGGUAAUUGCUCAUAGUUUAAUAGAAUCAGACAAAGAAAUUGCAGAAAGAGUUUUUGCUACUGAUAUUAUGGAAGUAUUAAUGGCGCUGUCAAUAUUGAAAGAUGAGACCAAAAAAGAUAUUAGAGAAAUGGCUGAAAAAUGUUUAAUACUAGCCGAAAGUUUGAAAUUAAUUAAAAAAGCCAAUACAGAAUAG